Scomber japonicus (chub mackerel) is the source of this 3208-nucleotide messenger RNA. Its product is annotated as long-chain-fatty-acid--CoA ligase ACSBG2-like. Gene Ontology annotation, cellular component: endoplasmic reticulum; membrane. The transcript has 15 exons. Gene Ontology annotation, molecular function: long-chain fatty acid-CoA ligase activity. The record is from RefSeq and is a predicted model, not a curated record. Lineage: Eukaryota; Metazoa; Chordata; Actinopteri; Scombriformes; Scombridae. Bases 146 to 2458 code for a protein of 770 amino acids.
CAUGCAACUCUCCUAUAGGCUGAUAUUUUUCCCCUGGGGGGGCAACAGUCUAGCACCUGCGCUUGGCAGAGGUUCAUCCCAGUCCACCCCUGACUCUUGUCACGUCGAUGUCGUUCAGUUCUGUUCCUGAAGAAGCAAAUUCAACAUGAGUGACCAAGAAGAUUCUGUUAUGAGCAAUGGUGUGGCAGUCAUGGAAGCUGACACGGAGAGCAUCGCUACCCAAAAGUCACAAAUACUGUCGGACCCCACAAACGUUAUGAGCGAGACCCAAUCCACCCUCAUCCUCAGCGAAGAGGACACAACUGCAGAGUCAGUGAAAGUUGAGGACAGAGUGACUCCAAAUGGGUCCGCAGUUCAGUCACAAUCCCAGGAGACUGAUCCCUCCAGGGACACCGAGGCACCCGCCGAACCUCCAAGGUCUCCUGGGCCAGAGAAAACUACUGAAGGAAUUACACCAGAGGAGCUCAAGGCAGUUCCCCUGUCGACGGCGAAUGUAGCUACGACUUUGUCCCCGGCUGACCAGCUAUGGUGCUGUGCCAGAGACCAGGCAGUCAGGCUGAGGAUGGAGGGAUCAGGACCGGCGUCGGAGACUCCCAUCACGAUCCAUCAGAUGUUCUUGGAGGCGGUGGAGAGCCACGGGGAUCAUCCAGCCUUGUCUUCCAAAAAAGAGGGGCAGUGGGUCAACUUGACUUGGAGGCAGUACUAUGAACAGUGUCGAGUAGCUGCCAAAAGCUUCCUCAAGCUGGGGCUGGAGCGCUACCAUGGUGUGGGUAUUCUGGGAUUCAACUCUCCAGAGUGGUUCAUCUCAGACAUUGGCUGCAUCUUAGCUGGAGGUCUGGCAACCGGCAUUUACACGACCAACUCACCCGAAGCUUGCCAGUACGUGGCUGCCAACUGUGAGGCCAACGUCCUGGUUGUGGAGAAUCAGAAACAGCUUGAAAAAAUCCUGAAGGUUAAAGACCAACUACCUCUUCUGAAGGCCAUUGUCCAGUAUAAAGGCGAGCUGCAGCAGAAGGCACCAUUCCUGUACACAUGGGAAGAGUUCAUGAAGGUGGGAGAGGACGUGCCUGACGAACAGCUCAAUGCAGUGAUUGACAGCCUUCGCGCAAACGAGUGCUGCACCCUCAUCUAUACCUCAGGGACCACCGGCAACCCCAAAGGUGUCAUGUUGAGCCACGAUAAUCUGACAUGGACGGCGCGUGCAGCCGGCACCAUGGUGAAUCUGAACUGCGCCGAGGAGACGUUGAUCAGCUACCUGCCGCUCAGCCACGUGGCAGCGCAGGUCAACGACAUGUGGAUCUCUAUGAGGUUUGCCGGGACCACCUACUUUGCAGAGCCAGACGCCCUCAAGGGCUCUUUAGGAGCAACACUGAAAGAUGUGCGUCCGACUUCUUUCCUGGGAGUUCCUCGCGUGUGGGAGAAGAUGCAGGAGAAAAUGAAGGCGAUGGGUGCCAAGUCGUCCCCAAUGAGGAAGAGAGUGGCAGACUGGGCCAAGUCCAUCGGACUGCAGUACAACUACAGUGCCAUGAACAAGGAGUAUCUGGUGCCCUGGGGCUUCAUGCUGGCAAACAAUCUGGUCUUCAAGAGGGUGCGUGCCGCGCUGGGCUUGGACCGCUGCAAGUCUUUUUUCACCGGCGCCGCCCCCAUCACCAAAGACACUCUGGAGUACUUCAUGAGCCUGGACGUCCCUCUAAUGGAGCUGUACGGCAUGAGUGAAAGCAGCGGCCCGCACACCAUCUCCGUGAACAACGACUACCACAUCACAAGCUGUGGAAAGGUGAUGCCAGGCUGUAAAGUGAAGCUGGAGAACCCAGACGAGGACGGGAAUGGAGAGAUCUGUUUCUGGGGUCGUAACGUCUUCAUGGGCUACCUGGACAUGGCUGACAAAACCACAGAGGCUCUGGACCAGGACGGCUGGCUGCACUCUGGAGACCUGGGAAGACACGACCAGGGCGACUUCCUGUACAUCACAGGAAGGAUUAAAGAGCUGAUCAUUACCGCUGGUGGAGAGAACAUCCCUCCCGUCCCCAUCGAGGACUCGGUAAAGAGCGAAACGGCCAUCAUCAGCAACGCCAUGCUGAUUGGAGACAAGCUCAAGUUCCUGUCCAUGAUGCUCACCCUCAAAUGUGUCGUGGACGAUAACGGUGACCCCACAGACGACCUGAGCCCUGAGGCUUUGGACUUCUGCCGGCAGCACAGCGUCACGGCAACCAAGGUGUCAGAGAUCAUCGCCAAUAAGGAGCCAGCGAUCUACAAAGCCAUUCAGGAGGGGAUGGAGCGCGUCAAUGCCAGAGCGACAUCCAACGCCCAGAAGGUCCAGAAGUGGGUCAUACUGGAGCGAGACUUCUCUGUCGGCGGAGGAGAGCUGGGACCCACCAUGAAGCUGAGGAGGCCCAUUGUAGUGAAGAUGUACCAGGAGACGAUCAAUGAAAUAUAUGCAGUAACAGAGACACAGUAGAAGAAGGUGGUCAUGAGAAACCUUAGACAUAUUUAUGAACAUUGAAUUUUCACCUGGAUGCCUUCAGAAAUGUAUAAACCUCUAUUAAAUGUUGACUUUUUACCUGAAUGUUAAAAUGUAGCUGUUUUGGUUUCAGGCGUAAAGUCUUGAGUAUGGUUGUAUUUUAUUUAAGGGAAUAGAGGUUUGUGCUGCUGAUGUUUUUAAUAUGUCACAUUUUUUCUCCAUUUGUUUGUUUGGUCCGAAUCAAUAUUUAAACCCUUAAAUGUACAUACGAUUUCACUUUGCACUAUUUGUAAAUAAACCAUCCAAUCACAGCCAAAUCCUGCCGUUUGCACGUACAGGCGAAGUGUACAGUAACAAGGCAGCGUUAUAGUAUCAUAUUUUAUAAGAGCCAGCUGUCGGCCAGUCGAUGGUCGGGUAGUUUGAUCCCCAGUCACAUUGGAUGGUGUCAUCAAUAAAUUUAAAUGUGUUUUAAUGUUUGAAGAGACGCCGUUUCAUCAUCAUCCAGCAUGUUUCCAGUUGUCAUGUUGUGUUCAUAAGAGAUGUUUAAAGUACGUGAAUGUAUUCAUAAAUGUAUUAAGAGCAAUAGUCUGAAUUCCCUGAAUCAUGUGGAAAUUGUAAAAUGUACAUUUUCGCUUUGUUUUUUUUGUCAGUGUUUCUCCGUGUACAGUUUGAGAAACACUGAGAUGUUUGUUUUGUGGUGGAGUUUUCCAUCAAAAUUGUCAAUAAAAAAUUGAGUGAUUUAAGAAA